GGCUCAGAGAUGUAGCUGGUGAGGAGCUCGCUAGUCCACCUUCUGCUCCGCUCAGGACACUGAUGGACUCGCGGUUCGCCUUUUUUCGGGAAGCUUCUAUGGGGACAUUCGACGGGAUGAGACCCGAGGAAGGAGGGAGAGAACAUAGCCUCAAGUUUCUAUCCUCCUGCUCUUCUCUUUAAAGUAAAAGUGGUUCUCAGGAGUUUCUGUUCAGAAGAUCCACCUCAGUGCCACCUGCCCAGCCCCAGGUUCUCCGGUACAGGUGUGCUACCGCUAUGGCAUCCCAGUUCCACCCCAUCCUGCUCCCAUUGCUUCUGCUGCUGUGUGCUCGGCAAGGCUUCCCCGAGAAGCCUCUGUGGCCCCUGCAGCGCGUGCCGGUAGUCCUUCCCCAGCAGAUUGAGGAGCAGCCAACCCCUCACUUUCUCGGCCCAGCUCAGCUGGAGGUGACCUCUUCCUGCGGUCCAGAGUGUCAUAAGAAAGCCCCAACCCCCAGCUACUGGGACCUGCGGCACUUCCUGUCCUAUGAGACUCUCCACUCCAACGGCCAGCUGACUGAGACAGUCGUGGGAAUCUAUGGGUUUGACCUCAACUCGCUCAACAAGAGUCCUGCCAUUGAGCAGGGUCGCUCCAGGGCCAAGCGCCAGAUAUUCGGGCACGACGGUCGCUUCAGUAUCAUAGGUCGGGACUUCCUGUUGAACUACCCCUUCUCCACGGCCGUGAAGCUGUCUACUGGCUGCUCGGGCACGCUAGUAGGCGACAAGCAUGUCCUCACUGCAGCCCACUGUGUCCACGAUGGGAAAAACUAUGUAAAGGGCGCCCAGAGGCUAAGAGUCGGUUUCCUUAAGCCACGACAAAAGGAUCCACCACUCAACAAUGGCACCAACGCAUCGAAAACUCCACCCCCAGAGAAGAUGAAGUUCCAGUGGAUCCGAGCCAAGCGGACCCAUGUCCCCAAAGGCUGGAUAAAGGGCAAUGCUAACGACAUCGGUAUGGACUACGAUUAUGCCCUUCUGGAGCUCAAGAAAGCUCAUAAGCGCAGGCACAUGAAGCUGGGAGUCAGCCCUUCUGCCAAACAGCUACCUGGUCGGCGGGUGCAGUUCUCCGGCUUUGACAAUGACCGACCUGGCCAGCUGGUCUACCGCUUCUGCAAGGUCGGAGAUGAAACCUAUGACCUUCUGUAUCAGCACUGCGACGCCCAGCCUGGCGCUAGUGGCUCUGGCGUCUACGCCCGCAUGUGGGAUCGCAAACGUCGCCGCUGGGAGCGGAAGGUGAUUGGUGUCUUCUCGGGACACCAGUGGGUAGAUCUCAAUGGCGCCCCCCAGGAAUUUAAUGUGGCAGUGCGCAUCACUCCCCUCAAAUAUGCCCAGAUCUGCUACUGGAUCGAAGGGAAUUAUCUUGACUGCAGAGAAGGCUAAACUAAUGCUAAACAAUACUCUCGCUUCAAGUACAGAUCCAGUCUGCGCAUUAUUCAAACAACAAUAUAAACAUCUAAGAAUUCAUGCAACACUGGCAUGUAAGCACUGAGAAAGGAGUAGAAAAACCCAUUCACACAUACUGUACAUAUUCAGACGUCAGGCUGAUUUCUAGAAGCUGAUCUCCUGUUACUUUACUUAACCAAACAAAAACAUUUGCACUGUCUUAUUUAGAUUGAAGUCACCAUGGUCCAGAUCCAGCUAGGAUUCAUUCUAUACUUUUGCAAGGCCAACAAGCUGUGGUUAAUUGUAGCCAAACAGCAAAAAUAAAGAGAUGUUUGCGAAAGGCGUCUGUAAACAACAGAAAGACUCUAUCAGCACCAAAUCCGGUUAUUAAUGUCUGUGGACUUUUUCUGUAGAAGGCACUGAAGCAGUUGUGAAGGCACUAAGCCUUUGUAAAUGUUCUACUUUUUGUUGUGAAAGAAUGUACUGCAGUUAACCAAAGGUGCUUUUUAAUUACUAUAUAUGCGAGUGAAACAAACAUGCAUAGGUCUUUAACUACUGUACAGAAUGUCUUCAUGUGUUGUGGCAUCUGUUUGUAUUCUGCCACACUCUUAAAAAUAAGGUGCCAAAAUCAAAGAACAGUAAUUUUUGGUUCCAUAAAGAACCUUUUCAAUGAAUGGUUCUUAGAACAGAGGUACUCAAACUUGCCCUCAGUGCCCCCCAUUUUCAUUCUAUGCCUGUGUAAAUGUGGACUGUCUGGGGGGUCCCUGAGGACUGCUUUGAGAACCAUGUAUAACGUGUAAAGAAAAGUAUAAAGAAUCCUUUAAUUAUGGGGAGGUUCUUUGAAGCUAUGCAAUGUUCUUCAAGCUCACAAAUCUCUUUAAAAAAGUUUUUUUUUCAAUGGAAUCUCUCAAAGAACCCUUUGUGGUACCUUCAUUUUUUUGAGUGUAGCGACCCCUAGUGGUCAAAAACAGUUCAUGAUGUGGUCGCCACGGGUUCCGAUAUAAUAAUGUUGGUGGCGCUGCCCUUUUACACUGAUAAGAGAGCUUUUUUUAAAUUAAGUAAGGGCAAAAUAAUGUCAAGAAUAAAACUAGUAUUUAAGUAUAUAGAUGUGAUAUAGACUUGAGCAAGUGAACUUUUAUAUGCAAAUGUCUGUUCCCAAAGCACUUUGAAAUCAUAUUGCUAUGUUCAUUAAAGUCAUUACCAACAUUGGAUCAUGAUGACAAUUUACAAUGUACUACAUAAAUAUAUUAAAUGCUUUUGAAAGAGG
This is a messenger RNA of Colossoma macropomum (tambaqui), 2685 nucleotides long. RefSeq names its product serine protease 23-like. NCBI's taxonomy places the organism in Eukaryota, Metazoa, Chordata, Actinopteri, Characiformes, Serrasalmidae. The transcript has 2 exons. Gene Ontology annotation, molecular function: serine-type endopeptidase activity. The coding region runs from base 276 to 1415 and encodes 379 amino acids. Gene Ontology annotation, biological process: proteolysis. The record is from RefSeq and is a predicted model, not a curated record.